UAAAUUGACUCUCGUAUUAGACUUGUUCACAGAUAUAUAAGUGCGGUCAUCUGCAGUUCUGGGUUACUUACUUCUCCAACCGUCUUUCAAAAUCAAACAUCAAGACUCUCUGUAUAUCUUCAAUCAUUUUUGUUGCCAACCACUCGUUUUUAAGGCAAUCCUUAUACCAAAGUAACCGUCAAAAUGCAAUUCACUAUCGUCUCAGUCUUGGCUCUUGCCAGCUUAGCUCUCGCUCAAGACAGCGGAAUUCCAGCUUGCGCACAAUCUUGUAUUGAUGAUGCAGUUAAAUCAAAGACCACCUGUGGAGCUACUGAUAAAGCUUGCCAAUGUCUACCUGACAACGUCUCGAGUAUUCAAAACGCUGCUACAACCUGUGUCAUCAGUUCUUGUGGUAUCACCGUCGCUUUGACCGUUCCAGCUGCCGCUGCUGCCGCAUGUUCUGCUCUUCCAGCCUCAUCUGCUGCACCAACUUCUGCUAGCUCUGCUAGCGCUGCUCCAUCUUCUUCGGCCGUCAAAACCAGCAGCUCUGCUGCCGCUCCUUCUUCAUCCGCUGCCGAGUCGUCACCUGUUGUCUCUUCCACUGCUGCCUCCACUCCCGUCUCUUCCCAAGCCUCAACUCCAGUAUCAUCUGUUGUCGCCACCACAGUCACCUCGGGCGUAGCUGCACCAAGUAGUGGCUCUGGUUCCAACGCCACCGCUACUGGUCCAUCACCUACCUCAUCAACAGUCCCUUAUACCGGCGCUGGGGCCCAAGUUAAAGCUAGCUUUGCAGGUGCUCUUGUUCUCGGUGUCGCCGCUGUCUUUGCCUUCUAAGUGAUCGGGUCAAUGAUAAGGAUAUGAAGGAUGUAAUAAUGAUGGAAUGUUAAGGUUUGGAGGGCUUGGAGAGUUUGGAAUAGGGUCUGGAAGCUGGAAGCUGGAAAAGGAAAUGAGAUUGAUGUGUAUGACCGCUGGGUGUUUAAAAUUAAUUCUUCCCGCUUAAUAUUGUAAUGGCUUACCAUUUUAACUACACCACAAAAUCAAUGCAUUUGAAAACAACUAUGCAUCUUGUUGUGCAUUCUUCAAUGUGCUGAGAUAAAGCGGAAACGUGUAAAGAAAGAACCAAAUGAGUCUUAGAAAUGGGAAUCAUAUGUACUUUAUAUUUCUGCGUCGAGGUCCAGGGAUCAAUCACGCAAGAAACCAUAUCGAUGGCGAUGAAAUCGAGUUAUCUCUGGAGGGGGAUAUUCCCUUCAGCAUUUAUCAAUCCCAUAUCAAAAAGCCUCGAUAUUUCCUAUAAUAAAAUCAGCCCUUUUCGGUAGAAGCGGUUGUGACUGUAAUAUUACCAUCUUGGAGCUUCUCGAUGCUUGCUUCGGUGAUACAAAAUGGAAAACGUUGUGAAGAUAAGGAGGAUAAGGUAUUACUGCGCUAGGCCCAAUGAAGCCUUAGUGGACAGUCACCUGUUUCCUACUCACCAACAAUAUUCUCAACCCUCAUUCACCAGUAAUUUUGUGAUUUAUUCCUGCGAUGUACCGGAAAUCUCAAAAAGUGGCACUAAGUGAAGCAAAAAGAGAAGGCCAUUUCACAGCUCCUAGCCUUAUCGUGAGAUGCUUUUGUCACCCCAUCAUCAUAUACAAAGCAUCAAAACGACGGACCUAUCAAUGCUACACUUUGAUGAUAGCAGAAUAAGACUCUGCAUUCUUACUCGUCGGCUAACACUUCGUUUACCUGAUGGCUUGCGUUUGGUCCCGUGCAGACCUCAAUUUAUCAUUAGAGAAGUUAAUCUUGGGUCAAUGAGCAGAAACUCUGUUGUGGCAGGAGCUUUGGUGGUAAGAAUUGCUUCAAUCACAUAUACGAUCACUCCCAAUAUACAGACUAAAGGAACGAAUUCGUUCUGUCACCAAAUCGAUGCGUCGAUAUAUUCGACAACCUUAGGAGCUCCACAGCAGAAACUUGAUUCCAAGGUCUUCUGUUGUUUGGCUCACAAGUCCGUGGAAUGAUAGGGUAAUUCUUGAAGAGACGGAGGUAAGACAUCUACAGAGAUCAUCAUUUUGGAAUUUUGGUGCCCUUGACAAUACAUAGUAUCAAGCUCAUGAUAAUAUCAAAAGACUGGAUAGCUCUGACCUAUAGCUUAAGCUUUUUUUGUUAAUCGUUGAACAUGCUCAGAUAUAGCCUUUGCAUCCUCAUGUUCUGUUAACUCUCCCUCUAUUUCAUUGCAUGGAAGGAGAUGUAAGCCUUGUAAGAUACAUCAUGCCGUCUUUUUGCUCUCUCUAUUGUUUAUGGUUUCUCCGGAACUCUCUGUGGUAUUCCAGAUACUUCUACUGAUUUGUCCCUCGUUCGCAAGUGC
This is a messenger RNA of Botrytis byssoidea, 2320 nucleotides long. RefSeq lists its product as uncharacterized. The transcript has 2 exons. The coding region runs from base 184 to 813 and encodes 209 amino acids. The record is from RefSeq and is a predicted model, not a curated record. NCBI's taxonomy places the organism in Eukaryota, Fungi, Ascomycota, Leotiomycetes, Helotiales, Sclerotiniaceae.